GCCAGUCAGUUCAAUGUGACCCGGGUCCGCCAUACCGCCACGAUCCGUCUGCACGGCUCCAACAUCUCAGAGUAGAGCGCGCGCGCGCUGAGCGCACGCUGCUUUAUCAGAGGAACGAGACACUUUAACCGUCCGGUGUAAAAGUCACUUUGAGCUCGAGCCAGCAACUGCCACAAAAAGUAUCCAUUGAUGCUUUUCUCUUGACAGAGCUGAAAAUGGCUGAGGACAUUAAGGCAAAACUUGAGAAUUAUCGCACUGCCCCCUUUGAUGCCAGAUUCCCCAACCAGAACCAGACCAGGAACUGCUGGUCCAACUACCUGGACUAUCACCGCUGCCAGAAAGCUCUGGAUGCUAAAGGAGUGGACAACACCCCAUGUGACUGGUACAAAAGGGUCUACAAAUCAAUCUGUCCCAUAUCCUGGAUCCAGAAAUGGGACGACCAGAGAGCAGAGGGCAUCUUUCCUGGAAAAAUCUAACGCUGCCAUCUCCAAAGCCGUUGGUCUGCAAAGAUGUAAAUCUUCUGAGCUAAAUGUUUGUUGAAGUGGUGGGAGAACACGUGGCUCCAUCACCAUCUUUCCAAUGUUGUUGCUCCAUCCUUGAGCACUCUGUACCUGAAUGGUCAUUCCUUACCAAUAAUCGUGAAAUGUACAGCAGAUUCUGCAUUAAAGUAUCUCAGGAUAUAUUUAAGUAAG
Molecule: messenger RNA, 692 nt
Organism: Larimichthys crocea (large yellow croaker)
Lineage: Eukaryota; Metazoa; Chordata; Actinopteri; Sciaenidae
Gene: cox6b1
Product: cytochrome c oxidase subunit 6B1
Exons: 4
Coding region: 216-476 (86 amino acids)
Cellular component (GO): respiratory chain complex IV; mitochondrion
Source: RefSeq, a predicted model, not a curated record